Molecule: messenger RNA, 9087 nt
Organism: Eriocheir sinensis (Chinese mitten crab)
Lineage: Eukaryota; Metazoa; Arthropoda; Malacostraca; Decapoda; Varunidae
Gene: sick
Product: neuron navigator 2-like
Exons: 28
Coding region: 834-7523 (2229 amino acids)
Biological process (GO): nervous system development; neurogenesis
Molecular function (GO): ATP hydrolysis activity; ATP binding
Source: RefSeq, a predicted model, not a curated record
UUCCCACCUGACCGCGGCUCAGAGCGGAGCCUUGUCGGGCCACAGCCUCUGCUGGUGACAGGCGCCGUGUGUUGAAAUAAACGAGUGAAAAACGAGUGAAAAAAAGGAAAAUCAAAAAGGUAUAGUGACCCCUCGCAGGAAAGCCGUCGUGAUGGAGUUCGAAGUCGCCUCCCCAAAGAUGUGUUUACGAACUUAAGCGAUUAAGUGACCGCCUCGAACACACACAAGACUGCCAAGGCGAGGCCGGUGAGGCGCCCCCACAGCCUCCCGCCCCGACCUCCCCCUCACCCCAGCUCUGGCCACCCUCUCCCUGCCCCAUCCUUUCCUUUGACCCCAUCCUGCCCCUUCCAUUGCCCUCCCUUGCCUCGUAAUUCGAUGUGCUUUGAGGCAAUUACAUAGUCUGACCCACCGCCUAAGACCACUCAUUAGCCCAGCCAGACAGUUCCCUUCCCUCCGUGCCCUUACCGUGACCUUUCCUUCCCCUUCCCUUGCCCUGACCCCUUCCAUUGCCUCCCCCAGUUAAUGUCCUUGCACCCCUACCGCUUCGUCUCUCCCCUUCCUUACAACUCUGGCCUCUCCCUGGCUAUGAAUUUAAGUUUUUUGAGGGUUUAACAAUUUACGGUUCUCUAUCAUCUUAAUACCGGACAGUUAGACGGUUAAUCAGCCCUAUUACCCCUUCCCAUCCCCUUCUCUUUCCCCCUCCCCUUUCCAAUCCCCUUGCCUCCCACUUACGAUCCUUUCCUAUCUUAAUACCAGUCAGUUAGCCAGUCAAUCAGUCCCUUCACCCCUUCCCUUCCUCUCCCCUUCCCUUCCCCUUCCCCUUCCCUGCCGCCAUGCCCAUCCCCAUGCUGAAGGGGCUCAACAGGGGGCCAGGGGACCGCCGGAGUAUCGGCGUGGGGGUCGGCCAGCCCCCGAAAGUGGGGCCCGAACCUCCGCCCUCAUCCCUGGUCCGGAAGAGUUGGCACGCAGGUUCCCAGCUGAAGAGCGCGGCCUCGGCCAGCAGCAGUCGCUCCACCUCUCCGGCCAACGGCGGCAGCUCCUUCAUCCCACAGCCCCGCAGCCACGGCGGCCGGGCGUCCCUCAAUGAGAAGCACAGCAAGAGCGGCGGGACCUCCAACUUGGUGCGCGCGUCGCUGCGGGGUCCGGCGGGGCAAAGCGGCGGCGGCGGCGGCGGAGGCGGCGGCCACAACAACAACAACGCGGCGUCGAACCACGUGCACGCCGCCUCGCCCUACCACUCCCCCGCGCCGCCCGCCAAGCACAAGGACUCCAUGCUCGACAAGCUCAAGAUCUUCAACCACAAGGACAAGGACGCCAGGAACAAGACCACCAGCAGCAGCGGCGUCAGCAAGCGGACGAGCAGCAGCAGCGGGUUCAGCAGCGCCAGGUCUGAGCGGUCGGAUUCGUCGACGAGUGUGUGUUCCGACGCCAAGCCGCCCCCUCUGCCCCCCCACCAAAGCCUGCCGGUGAGCACCAGCAGCAGCAGCAGCGACCAAGCGAGCCACGGGGACGCUCAGCAGGGAGGCGCGCCGCCCCCUGCCAAGCCCCAGGGACUCCGCGGCAUCAGGUCAAAGUUUUCUAAGUCGAGCAACAAGGAGGGGAAGGAGUCGCCGAAGUCUUCACGCAAGGACAAAGAGCGGGAAGAUCGGGAGGGGUCGCGAGGGUCACCACGAGGAGGCCACAAGGCCCACCGCGACGGUCGGACCGAGCGCGGCGAGAGUCGCGAGAGAAGCGGUCGGGAGGAGCGCGCCGCGAAGAAAAGCGACAAGCUGACCCUGGAGCUUGAUGGCUCCCGCGGCCGCUCCCAGCCGCCCCCGCCCCCCGCGCCAGAGUCGGCCAGGGACGCCCGACUCGCCGCCCAACGCCAGGACGCCUCCGUCGACCCCCAGCAGCCCCCCGCGCUGCCCCCGAAGGAGCACCACGCCCACAGGGACGCUGCCGCAGCACAGCAAGCAGAGCACAACUCAGCAGCCAUGCAGCAGCAGCAGGAGCAUGGGCUAGCCACCACCCCCGGCAGCCCCCUCCCCCCCGGCACACCGGGUACGGGCAUCCCUAAGCCCACCGCCCACGUCAAGGGCCAGACCAAGGCGGCGCCGCCGCCCGAGCGGUCAGGCUCCACAACGCCCACGGCCGCGUCCCCCAACGUGAACACGCCCCACCAGGCCAAGGACUACAACAAGAUGGUCCGCCACCAGUCUGGCUCUGCCGCUCCCAAGGCAGCCUCCAGCGGCGGCGGCGGCGGCUCGUCCAGGGCUGCAAGCACCCCGGCAGGAGGCGAGGCCAUGAGUUGCCAGGAGCCGCGGGACCCCAAGGGUUCGCUGCCCCGCCAAAAGCAGCUGGGCCGCCGUGAGGACCAGACGUCGGGCAUCAGCGUGGCACUGGUCAGCCCCAUGCCCAUCCCGCGGGACAAGGACCACCUGGUGACGCCCUCAGAAUCAGGCUCCAACAUCAGCGAGUCUUCACAGAGUAACAGCGGCCACAGCAACAGCACCUCGUCAGGCAACUCGUCCGUCAUCUACAAACCCACCAGCUCCGAGGACGACAGCGUCGCUGACUACAAGAUCGGAAAGGUGGACGAGAGGCCUGAGGGCGAGGAUGGCGACGAGGUGAUCCUGAACAUCAAGCCGAUGCAGCCGCUGGUGCGCGCCUCUCAGUACGGCUACAUGCGAGGCCUCGGCAUGCACCAGGCGCGCACCGUCCCGCCUUCGCUGCACGUCUCCAGGCUCACUCUGCAGGACGCGGCCAACACGGUGCCUCAGAAGGGGAUGCGCCCGGGGCCGCACUUCAAGCGGCCGCCAGGAGGCAACCAAGUGCUGGACGCCGACUACAGUGACCUGGAGAGCGUCGAGCUGACCAACGGCUACAUGUCAGACGGGGACGUGCUGAGGAACGUUGGCUACAGGUCGGGCAACUCCUCAGACCUGGACGGCUACAUGAGCGAGGGCGGCGCCUCGCUGUACGCCCAGCGCCUCAACCAGCGCUUCAAGGAGGGCAUGCGGCAGGUGCACGAGAGCAUGAACAAGGUGCAGCACUUCAUCCAGGACGACAGAAGAGACGAGGAGGAGAGACAAGUGGAGGAGGGGGAGGAGGUGGAGGUGGAAGGGGAGGAAUCUUCUUCCCUCUCCCCUGCCACCACUCCUUCCACCCCUCGCAACUUUGUCGAAGAAGUAAAGCUUAAAGAAAACGAAGAAGAGACGCGAGUGUUAAGUGGAGGAACAGGAGAAGGAGGAGGAGGAGGAGGAGGUGGAGGCGAUGUUGGUGGUGAAGGGGAUGCAGGAGGAAGUGGAGGAGGUGGAGAAGUCAAGCGCUUCGACGACAGCAGCAGCCUGAGUUCGGGGGUCAGCGACACCCUGAACGAGAUGUCUGCCGAGGAUAUGCUGUCGUCCUCGCUCUCCUCGGACCACCCAGCGUACCCCAAGAACCGUAGCAUGAAGGAAGUUGGAUUGAAGCUGCCGGUGGGUCUGAGCGGCUCCUCGUCCCGCAAGGUGGCCAUGGGUGUGGAUCCCUCCGGCAUGUACAAAGUGGUGUCCAGCAGAGCACACGUGAAGAAGACAGAGAGCUCGCAGCAGACCGACAAUAGUGCCUUCAAACAAAUAUCAAACACGCAAUGGAAAAAAUACGUUGAGAAUGGUAAGGGCAGCUUAGAGCGCUCAGCAAGAGAGCUGCAGCGAGGUGUGGAGCCUUCAAAUGGAAGCUCAAGGAAGAUGGACCACAAGAAAUCAAACUUAGGCUCCCCCCAGUCAGGUGUUCCUGGCGGGCCCCCUCACGGCAGUGGCUCGGUGCCCUCAGGCUCAGGCUCCUCAGGCUCAAGGAAGGUGGAGAAGAAGGGAACCAGUGGGGAAAAGAAGAGAGAAGGAGAGAGGAGUAGCAGAGACAGAGGAGUAGGAAAUGUGGGCAUGCAGAUAAAUGGAGACUCUAAAAAGCUGCAAAACCCCAAGACCGCUCCAAGUAAUUUUGGCUACAAUGGCAAAAGAACGACCAGCUCUGGGAGCGUUGCCAGUACUGGGAGCACCAAAGGCAGCAAAGGAAUCAAAGAGGACAGUGCAGGAGGCAGCUCGUCUCACCAUGAAAGUUCUAGUCAUAGCUUAGAGAGGCCAAGAACCAAGUUAAAAGUCUCUGGAGGCACACAGACCACCAGUGACCUCCAUUACAUGUCCAGCGGCGUGCACAGUGAUGGGGAAUAUUCCUCGGGCUCUCUUGGCCGAAAGUAUCAGCUCAAAUCCUACUCCUUGAAUGGACCAGUGGCAGCCCAGUUGUCCCAGAGUGUGAGGGAGAGAAUCAUGCAGUCCCCCUACGGAAAGGUUCAUGUUGGGGAGUAUGCACAGUACCCAUCCCCAUACUACAGGGAGAGGAGCCCUCGCAUCAAGCCCACGGAUGGCUCGUUAAGCGACUCUCCAUAUUCCAAUUAUGCAGAGUUGCAGUACAGUGGCAGCCCCUACAGCAGCCCCUACUCGUGGGUGUCCCGAAGCAACUAUGCUGGCUCCGUGGCCUCGGCGCCCACAAGACCAUUGGGUGGCAGCCUGACUGAGGCAGAGAGUAUGGAGAGCAUAAGUUCUAGCGCCUCGAGUAUAGCUGCACAGAUCCAGCACGCUCGGGCCACCAGCCUCACCCAGGCGCGCCUCAUGAUGCACCAGCGAGAACUCUCCUCCUCACCCUCCCCUAGACUUGCUCGCUCCAAUAGUGUUAGCCAUCUUAUUGAACGGACCUUCCCUAGAUCUACAAAAUCUGAAAAGCUGUACAGCAGUAGUGGCCGAGAGACUUACCAUGCGUCACAGCCCACCAGCCCCACACCACCGGGGGGCGCCAGGCUGCCCAUCUCUCCCCUCAACACCGUCAGAGGCUCCCCCUACUACUCCACAGUCAUUCCCAGGACGUCCAAGGAUGACGAAUGUCAUGGAUCCUCAUUGUCCCUCGUCUCGUCAUCAUCGUCACUGUACAGCUCACAGGAAGAGAAGCAGGCGGCUGAGAUCAGGAAACUCCGCAAAGACUUGGCUGAUGCUCAGGAUAAAGUUGGAACUUUGACCAAUCAACUUACUACUAAUGCUCACGUGGUUGCUGCCUUUGAACAGUCUUUGACAAACAUGACCAAUCGCCUGCAGCAGCUCACGGCAUCCUCUGAGCAGAAGGACUCAGAAGUUAUGGAACUUCGGAAAACGAUAGAAGCCCUUCGUCAACAGAGUGUAGAUGCCGGGCUGACAGUGGCCUGCCUGCAAAGUACGUCCCCUGACUUCCACCACCACCACCACCACCACCACCACCUCCACUCCACCCCCUCCCCCACCAGGCACCACCAUUCCCAGCACCCCCCCAACAUUGCCUCCUGUUCUGUGCUCAAUGUUACCACCGGGAGUCGAUCCAGCUCACCCGAGAAACCCUGUCACGAUGUUGCACGCAGGCACACUUUUACGGGGAAUUGUAAAGACCUUGUAGUGUGUGAAUUCUCUGAAGCUGGUGGCAAGCUUGUGCGAGGCACGUCAGUGGAGUCUGUGUCCAGCAUCUCCUCCGCCUGCUCUGCCACCUCCCACACCUCAGCCCACGACAAGAGUGACGGCUCAAAGUCUGGCAAAAAGAAAGGAUGGCUCCGUAGUUCAUUCAGCAAAGCAUUCUCACGGGGCCACAAGAAGAGCAAGCAUGGAGGUGCUGGUGGCUCAGUGUCAGAUAUUGAGGGAUGGGAGAGAGGGGAGUCUGCCCCCUCGUCCCCACAGCUACAGCGUGCUAACGGGGACUCAAGUGAAGGGGAUUGCCAGUCUAACACAAGCAUAACACAAGAGAUCAGGAAAGAAGAGGAUGUCGAGAUCUUGAAGUACCAGCUGCAGGAGAAGGACAUGGUUCUCACUGACAUUCGCCUUGAAGCCUUAACCUCCGCCCACCAGUUGGAGUCCCUUAAGGAAACGCUGAACAAAAUGAGAUCAGAAAUGGUGUCAUUAAAGCAAGAUAAUGACAGGUUACACAGACUUAUAUCCUCAAAGUCCCUAAACUCCUCACAAAGUUCCCUUCCGGUGUCAGACUCCAUUGAGCAGAGACUCAGCCUUGGCGAGGAAUUGACUAUGCCUGACUCCACAGACGUGAUCCUAAUUGACCCUAGUGAUAAGGAUGGAAAGCGAGUUAGCAUUACUGUGUACAUGGGCUGCCACGGUGACUUUGAUAAGUACUUGAACCCCGUCGACGGUCUUCAAGGGAGCGAGUGUGUAAUUGGUGCUAUUUCAGUGAGCGGAAAGACCAAGUGGGACAUGUUGGACAGUCUCGUUAAGAGGAUUUUCAAGGAGUACAUCCUCAGAGUGGACCCAGUGUCAAACCUCGGACUGAGUGCUGAGUCCAUCCUCUCCUACCACAUCGGGGAGAUCUCCCGAGGCCGCCACCCAGAAUCCCCCGAACUCUUGCCUUACGGAUACUUGGUCGGGGAGGUGAUGGCCAUCAAGCUCACCCUCAAAGGUGCAAACAUCAACCAUGUCGACGCUCUGGCCUUUGAAACCAUGAUCCCUAAGUCUAUAGUUCAGCGGUACGUAUCCCUCCUCACUGAGCACCGCAGGAUCAUCCUCUGUGGACCCUCAGGCACAGGCAAGACUUACCUGGCACAGAAGUUGGCCGAGUACCUGGUGACUCGCAUGGAGAAGGACCCAACACCAGGAUAUAUUGCAACAUUCAAUGUUGACCACAAGACUGGCAAGGACCUUGGAGCCUACUUGUCCCACAUCAGCGAGCAGUGUGAGAAUAACAGUGCCGACCUUCCCCUCGUCAUCAUCCUGGACAACCUGCACCACGCCGGAGCCCUGACGGAUGUGUUCAACGGCUUCCUGAGUGCCAAGUACACCCAGUGUCCUUACAUCAUUGGCACCAUGAACCAGACUACCUCAUGCUCCACCACAAACCUCCAGCUGCAUCACAACUUCAGGUGGGUCCUGAUGGCCAACCACAUGGAGCCAGUGAAGGGCCUGGUGGGACGCGUGGCUCGCCGCCGCCUCACUCAGGUUGAGGUGGAGGCCGGCAGCCGUCUGCCACGCCUGCAGCAGGUCCUGGACUGGCUGCCACGCUGCUGGAGUCACAUCAACAAAUUCUUGGAAACUCACUCAUCUUCAGAUGUCACCAUUGGGCCCCGCCUCUUCCUGUCCUGCCCAGGCUCAUUAGAAGGUUCUCAGGUCUGGUUCACUGACCUGUGGAACUACUCCUUGGUGCCCUACCUGGUGGAGGCCGUCAGGGAGGGGCUGCAGCUUUAUGGAAAACGAUCCACCUGGGAGGACCCAACCACUUGGAUCACAGAGACGUAUCCUUGGCCCCCAAGCGGCCACGCUGGACCUCAGGCCUUGUUGUCCCUGCGUCCCGAGGAUGUGGGUUACGACACUCUGGCUGCCACAGUCCCGUCCGCCACCCAAGACAAGUUUAAGAAUGACAAUCAGGGUGAAAAUGACCCACUGCUGAGCAUGUUGAUGAGGCUGCAGGAAGCUGCCAACUACUCCAGUCCGCAGCAAGAUUCUGACUCAGCAUCCAUAGAGAACAUGGAGAAUCCCUUGGAAUCGACCAUCUAAUGGCACUGAUGUUUUUGUCACAUGAAUGUUGCAGUAACCACAUGCAGAGAAAACAAGAACUAAAGUGAAACCAAGUCAUGGAGUUGAUGAACAGCUGUUUUAUGAAGGGAUAAUGCAGAGGCUCAAGGAAAGAGAGAAAGAAUUUUUUUUUAAGUAUUGGAAGAAGUGCUGGUGAAGUGAUCGUCACAGCCUGGAGGCUUGAGACAAGACGGGUACUCGGGAGGGUCUAGUCAGUCAGUCCUGGCACGCUGAUGGUGGACGUGUGUGUGCAGUUCUGAAAUUAUUUUACGAAACUUCGCUUCUUACUGUGGUGUUUUUCAAGGACGCAUCAAAUACGAAACAGAAACAAUAAACAUUCAAGCACAUGAAUGUUGCUUGUUUCAGAAUACAUCAUAAAUGGUUCUACAAUAGAUAUAAAACAAAAUGAAGAGACAUCUUUCUACUAUUUUCUAGAUAAGAUAGCCAGCGUUUGCUACUCCUGUUGACUCGCUUUGGGUCUCCAGAGAGCAUGGCAUGGUUCCUAACCUGUACAUUGAUGGCAUCUGUGUGUGAUGGCUAACGGAUCUUGAGCUGCAAAGGACGUAAGAAGCUCAAUUUCCUCCAUCAGUUUAUAACCAUUCACCUUAAGUAUACUUUAUACAGAUUAUUUUGAAUGCCUGGUGUAUGUGCUGUGUAUACAUUAAGCUCUUCUUUUAAGACUUUAUUUUAGAAUUGAUAUUGCAGAGAUUUAUACAUAACACAUGGUGCACAAAUAUAUAUAUGCGGAGGAAUGGAACUUCCAGGUUCACGUUCUUCCAGUUUACUUUCAUAUGUAUAUAUUCAAGAGUGGCUGGAAAGGCUGAAAGCUUUAAUGGGGUUCACUUACUAUGGUAGAUUGAUGUGUUUUGUUGCUUUGAAACUCUUGCUGUCAAGUGUUCUGCUAUCAGGGCCAAGCAGUGGUUCCAGGAAGACAUGCUGCACAGUGUGUGUGUGUGUUUGGUGUGAGUUGAGUUAAACCAAAGCCAGUUAAGCUUUCCAGUGUCCUUAGCUUAAGUGCCUGAGAGCUAAGAGGACACCACCCCUUUCAAGCAUCUUUGUAGUCUUUAUUUAAUUCUCAGGAGUUUGGACACACAGGCUUUUGGGUUCAUAGCUUGGACAUUUUACUCCUCCUGCCCAGAGUUGCCAAAUUCUAUAUUGCUACUGACUUUAUAUAUUUUUUCUUUAACAUUGUAAAUAUUGUACAUAAUCCUAAAGUAGUAAAUACUUACUGUUGGGAGGUGUACGUGUAUAAUGUUCCAUUACUGAAGCAAGAAUGAUAAGUGUGUAUAGAAUGAGAGAUGAUUUACCUUAAUAUUGUGUGAAAACUUGUGAUAAAAUGAAGCAGCAAAAAUGUGACGGUCAGCUUGCAUCACUGAAUUAUAUUGAAGCAUUUUAUUGGUGUUGAUGUCACAGUGGCUAUGGUGGUGUUUAAUUAUUCAGGCUACAUACUACAUCUGUAAUUUUGGUAGACAUUCAAAAAAGCUGUUCCCUUAUUUCCAUUUUUAUACAGAAAUUGGCAUUUUUACAAUGCAUUUCCUUUGAAAUA